Aspergillus saccharolyticus JOP 1030-1 is the source of this 1121-nucleotide messenger RNA. Its product is annotated as putative DRAP deaminase. Gene Ontology annotation, molecular function: catalytic activity. NCBI's taxonomy places the organism in Eukaryota, Fungi, Ascomycota, Eurotiomycetes, Eurotiales, Aspergillaceae. Bases 317 to 991 code for a protein of 224 amino acids. The transcript has a single exon. The record is from RefSeq and is a predicted model, not a curated record.
CAAGCUUGUAGACAAUUCCCACGGAUAGGCUUUUCACCGCCUUUUAUCGAUAAGAGCACCGAGCUCCCGAAUUAGGCUUAGAGGCGGCUCGGCGUCAGCUCCCCCGCGCCAAUGCGGUCAUCCAUAGAGCUUCAAUCCCCCGGCCAUCGGCACAGCCAUACAAAUCCAUAAGUACUACAAGUCGCCUAAUUUCUUUCUUUCUUUCUUUCUCCUAGCAAUACUACAUACUAUCCGCCCUUCGCUUUCUCCCCGAUCGAUCAAUCAUAAAAAUACUUUUCAAGCGAGCUACUACAACCCACCGGACCUCCCCCCAAAAAUGCCCUCCCCGCACCUCAAAUACAUGCGCCAGUGCCUCGCGCUGGCCGAGAAAGCCCCCGCUUUGCCCACCAACUUCCGAGUCGGCGCGUUGCUCCUCUCACGCAGCGAAUCCGACGUCACGCUCGAAGCCGACGACCGCCUCCUUGCCACCGGCUACACCAUGGAGUUGGAGGGUAACACGCACGCCGAGCAGUGCUGUCUCGCGAACUACGCCACGAAGCACAAUCUCCCCGCUGAGCGGGUGGGCGAGGUCCUCCCCAACGAGCCGGGCCGGAAGCUCGUCAUGUAUGUGACGAUGGAGCCGUGCGGACGUCGGUUGUCGGGGAAUGCGCCGUGCGUCCAGCGGAUCAUCCAAACCCAGCAGCCAGGCGCACAGCGGGGCAUCCAGAAGGUUUACUUUGGGGUGAAAGAGCCCGGAACGUUUGUGGGACAGUCGGAGGGGUGUCGGCUCCUGUCGGAUGCGGGGAUUGAGUGGGAGGUGGUGCAGGGGCUGGAGAGGGAGAUUCUGACGGUGGCGACGGCGGGGCAUGAGAAUAGCGAGGAGGAGGUGCGGGCGGCGAUGGAGACGGUGGAGACGAAUAUUGAUGAUAUCAGUGUGGAGGAGAGGCGGCGGCAGGAGCAGCUGCCCAGGAAUCCUAAGAAGAGGGUGAUGGAAGUGAAUUUGAUGGAGUGAUGGGGUCGGUACAUGCUGAAGGAAGAGGCGAAGGAUGUGUAAUGCAGUGUUGAUCAGUUGAUGACGACGUGUAUAUAGGUGUAGAUUAAAGAUACGACUGCUUCGUGCUGCAGGUGGCGUUGUAUUGGCG